Molecule: messenger RNA, 951 nt
Organism: Arabidopsis lyrata subsp. lyrata
Lineage: Eukaryota; Viridiplantae; Streptophyta; Magnoliopsida; Brassicales; Brassicaceae
Exons: 2
Coding region: 1-951 (316 amino acids)
Source: RefSeq, a predicted model, not a curated record
AUGCAAGGUGCUGUGCAGUCUCUAAGAGCGAGGAAAGCUGCCGAAAAGAAGACGGCUAAGGAGAGAGCGGUUUUGGAGGCGAACUUCAGACCUCCCACUUCUCCCGAGGCUAACCGCAAUCCCGAGGUCGUCGAUGGCGCCGAGGCGACUGAUGAGGCUCGGGAUGUGGCUUUGAUCGUGCCUGAGGUGGCCGAACAUAUCUCCCCUACGACCGAUGUCCCCGAGGUCGUAGGGGCUUUGGUUGCUGCUGCUCCGGUCACCGAGGCGAAAUCCAAAACAACGGGAAAAAGACCCCGAGGUGACGGCUCGGGAGUUUCUAGAAGGGAGAAGAGAAGUCGUAGCAAAACUCUAGUGUACAAGGACAAGGUUGCUUCGGCGAAUUUUGUUGCUUCUUGCUCGGGUCCACCACUGUCCGCUCCCGAGGCCUUGCUGGAGGCUCGAAGCUACCGCGAAACCGCUGCUGGAUUUCUGAAGUCCGAGCUGGCUCGCGAGAGGUCGGAGAUGUCCCGAGCCGAGGUUGAGGCUAAGAUUUCCGAGGCGAUUGUGGCUAAACAGGAAGCCGAGGCGUUGGCCAAGGCCGAGAAGGUGGAGCGGUUGAAAGCUUCGGAGGAUAGCCUGCGAACUCAGAGAAAGCUCGAGGCCGAGAUUGCGCGCCUACAUCGGUUAUUUACCAAAAAGAAGGCUCUCCGGGAGAAGGAGAUCGUCAGAGAAUGGAGGGCAGCCAAGAGGGAGUUUGCCGAGAAGGUCAAGGCUAUCGAGGCGAAGAUGGACCAAUACGGGAAGGUAUCCGCGCGCUAUAUGUACUUGGUGCAAGCGCGGGCCAAUGCCGAGUUGAUAGCCGAGCUGGAGGAAGGGAAAAAGGUGGAGGAUGAGAAGGCAGAGGUCCUUCAAUGGACGGCUGAGUAUGUGGAUGCCGAGGAAGAGUACGUCCGUCUCGGGACCGAGCUGUGA